Lymnaea stagnalis (great pond snail) is the source of this 6868-nucleotide messenger RNA. Lineage: Eukaryota; Metazoa; Mollusca; Gastropoda; Lymnaeidae. The record is from the annotation of a GenBank genome assembly.
GUCAGAUUGAGGCUUAUCAAUCAAGGGAAGAAGAAAACGACUCAGAUCUGAAAACUUGGAAGGUAAAAUAAAAAAUAUAGCAUUUAAUCUUGUAUUUUGUUUUCAUGCAGUUAAAAUUUAUAGGGUUUUGUAAUUAAUAUGCAAGGAAAUUACUUAUUAUUGAAUAUCAUUAACUUAAUUUUAAUGUAUUUAUAAAUUACUCCAUAUAUUUAUAAAAACAGUAUAUGCCAAUAAUGUAUUUCUAACUAAACCAAAUAGUAUAGUGCAUGUCUCUAUUUUGUUAUAUAUAAACUUAAUUGACAAGUUUUAAGAAUAAGAUGUGUUGCAAUCAAAUUUUAACUUAAUGUAUAAAUCUAAUCACAUGUGAAAGGAUCAAUCUAAGAGUCUGAUGAAAGAACUAGAGAAUGUUCAGAUUCAGCAAGAGUGCACUGUUGCUGAUUUUAAGAAGCAAAUUUCUGAUAUGGCUUGCAAGUUGGAGGCUUACCAGUCAAGAGAAAAAGAAAACAAUGCACAAUUGGAAAUUCUGAAGGUAAUGUUUAGAAGUUGUUAUUGUGUGUAAAUUUAUUUGAAAUAGGACUUCAAGAAUUUAAAAAAAUUUCAUCAACUAUAUAAUUAAAGCAAGCUUACAAUAGUUUUUAAGAAAUCCAGCACAACUGUUUUGCCCAAAAUUAUUUUAAGCAUAUUGAAAACUAUGGCGAAAAAUUUUAAUAUAAUAUUUAAUUACAGUUUAACAUUAUAUGUUUUCUUUGAUUUACAGUCACAACAAAAUUAUUUUGAAUCCAAGUGUAAAUCAUUACAAGAGGAGAAUAGAUCGUUAUGGGAACGAGAGACUAAGAGAGUGAAGGAAAAUGAUGGACACAUGAGGAAAGCAAAUGAAUUCUGUCAAGAGUUAAGAAAACAGCUAGAUGAGGAGAAAAGGAAGGUAGGGCAUCAAUAACUAAAGAUUUUUCUGUGGUAAUAUUAUUUAGUAAAUAAUAUUUUUAAACCCUAGAGCAGUGGUUCUCAACAGGUGUGCCAUGGCACAGUAGUGUCACAUAAGAUAUGCUAGGUGUGUCGCAAAACUUCUAAGAGUUUGUGAUUAUGCUUGUAAAAGUUAUCAAAGAAUUGCUAACUUAAAAAUUGUUUUCAGUGGGACCUACUACUUAGGAUAAUGUGUUGUGAACCAAAAUAGGUUUGAGAAGCACUGCCCUAAUGAAAAUUUAACCUUGAUAAAAAAUUCAACUGAAUGAAUAUUAUAUAGCUAUCAAUAAUUGCUGAUUGAAAAGAAACGAAAAAAACCCUGCACAUUUCAAAUACAAAAAACAUGGUGCCCACAAGAUGACCUAUUCAAAAUUAUAAUGACAUACGGUAACUGUAAAAGCUUCUUACAUGGAAAAGAUUAUCUAGAUUUUUAAAAAAUAUUAUCUUUUUGUGAAAUUGACUUGUUAAAACAUUUUUUUUAACAUUUCAGCGGGAGAAAUCUGAAAAGGGGUCUCAAAGUAUGAUUGAGCAAUGCAAGCUUUAUGAACAGAAAAUACAGAAGAUGAAGGAGAUGCAAGGAAAUUUGAACAAGGAAUUAAAGCUGGAGAGAGAAAAAAGUGCAAAGAUAAAAAAACAGAAUGAGAGCGAGCAGUCAAAGUACGAGGAAAUGAGACAAAAACUUGAAAUAAAAGAGAAGGAAAACAAAGCUUUUGGUAUGAAGAUAUUAAGUGGACUUCAAGAAUUGAUUGUAGAAUGUUUAAUCAGAAAGUCUUACAUAUAUUGAUGUUGAUAUUAAUUUAAAAUCAAUUUUAUUUAUCUGUAACACAUUGACCUGAUGGAUGACAAUUUUUCAAGGAAUUGUCUUUUGAGAUAAAACAUGAACUUUGAACUACUGCAUCUCUGGCCAAGUGUUGCAAGGUCCUCCUCAUUUCAUUAAGCCCUGUGGUCUCUCUGUGUCUAGUGGCACCGUUACAGGAUCACUAAUCCACUCCUGUAUUGUAUUUCAGCUUUUGAGAUCAAUCAAAUUAGGACGUCACUUGAUUUCUCAGAGAGGCAACUCAGAGACUAUAAACAUCAGUUGGAGCAAGCAGGAACGGCCCUGUUGGGGGAUCAAACCCACUUCAAGCAUGCCCUCAUUGAGAAAGGUAAGAAAUGACCAUUGACACCAAUGGUUUUUCCUAAUUUGUAAAGCUUUCUUUUAGUAUAUACUUCUCUACUUCAGUAAAAGUUUCAGUUAUGUCUUUUAGCCAAAGGCUCCCAUCCCCAACUGUUUGAUGAGUCUACCUCCAAACAAAGAGUUUUGAAUUAAUAUAGUUUUGUUGUUUAAAAAACGUCUUUGAUUUAAAUAAUGUCGGCAACCACAAUCUUUAGAAAAGCUUAAUGAACAUCAGCUUAAAGCUGUGUGCAGAAUUGGGUCAGGCUUAUAUUGGACUUCCAUGAUUGGCUGCACUUGCAGUGUCUCAAAGUUCCUAAAUUCAGUAAUGAGAUGUCAGCUUGUCAUAUUUUGUAACAUUGUAGCAGCAGCUAAAAUCUAUUUUAAAAGUGGUCAGAGCCCCUUUCUUUAUGAUACAGUCUGGGCAGCAGAAGACAUAUAUUUGCAUUAUGUCUAUUUUUGGAUAUGUUUAGUAUCUGUCUUUUACUUUAUGCCAGUGGUUGCCAAACAUUUUUUACUAGUGCACUAAAUAGACACCAAAAAUUUGUGUCAAUAUAACAAUAUAAGGUAAGCUUUACUAAUAAUUUUAUAGACUACAAAACUAUACGUUUCGGCACAUGCCUUCAUCAGUACAACAAAAAGACGAAUAAGUAAAAAUUAAAUUUACAUAAUAUAUAUAUUUACUAGUGGAGCCCUUUUUAGAAUCAAUUUAGUGUGGACUCCCCUUAUUUCUUACCAUUUAAUAGUGGUUAGGAGGUAACUGGAGUGGUCUAGGAUUACCUGAGAAGUGCAUAUUUAGGGCUCCACAUUGCACAGGUUUUGAACCACUGCUUUAUACUAUAUGUUUAUUUGUUUUAAAGUCUUUUAGUAAUACAAUAAUCAUUUUUAAAAGUCUUGAUUAAAAAAAAAAAUGUUCUUUAGAACAUAUUGCUUAUAAUAGCAUAUUAUUUUAUGGGGUUGGCUUACGAGCAAGCUACACACUCUCCCCUCCAAAACUAGGGGUCGGCUAAGGAACUGACAGGCGUUAGAUCAAGUGCGUACGGUAAAUAAAAAUUCUUUGUAUUUAUUGUAUAAUGAGUAGCUACAAACAGGGAGAAAGAAUCCAACACUAUGAUUAAUGCUCUUAUGCUGAAUAUUUAAUCAAUAACAUGACUUUAUAUUUAGACUUUUCAGAUGAUUCAAUGGAAAUUAGGAACUCUUUUAGCUCUAGAAGUCUUAGAUCAAGGCGCUCCAUUGGUAAGUUUUUUACAAAAAGGUUAUAUGCAAUGUAGUCAACAUAAGGAUGAUAAUAAAAAAAACACUAUUAUUUUUAACAUUUCUUUUUUAAUAUAUUUAACAAUAUUAAAAAGCUGGAUUUUUCAUCAGCAUAUUCCCUCUUAGGCCAAAUCAGUGAAACAAAUUGGUUUGUUCAUCUCACUUUGUUCAAUUUAAAAUGAAUUCCUUUUCCCUCCACAGACAAUGAAACUCUGAAACCCAACCUCAAUGAAACGAUUAUAUCUGCUGAUAGAGUCAUGUUAAAGAGGUACUUACUUGUGGGCUUUACCACAUAGAUCAAUAAAAUACAUUGCAACAGAUCAAGAAGAAAAAACUCUGUUAUUUAAUUUAAAAAGAACUGACAAUAUUUGUGAUAACAUGUCCGGUAAGUUUAGAUUUCCUUAUUUUCUCUGCAGGGACACACUUUUUAAUGCCUCAGAGACUCAAAGCAGAGCUCAUGGUACCCAAGGACGGCAGACAGAGGAUCGCUUGAGCAUCUGUUCAGUAUCUUCCUCUCAGUCUAUCAAGAGUGCAAACAAUGGUAACAUUCAAAUUAAUCUUGUUAUUUAUUGAUAUUAGAACUAAGAGUUUUAAUCUUUGCCACCAAUGAACAAUACAAGCAUUGAUAAACAUCUAUAAAUUCCCAGGAUCUAUUUGCCCCCCCUUAAUCCAACCUUUAUGGUUGCUGCUUGCCUCAAUCCAUUGAUUGGUUUCUGCCUGAACAAUAAUUAUUGAAUACCAACUUGCAGCUGGUUUCUUGCCUAAUGCUAUGUCCUGUGCCAAUGAACCAGAAGGACCAGAGUUUGAAUGGGACCGACUGAGUGAGCUGCAGAGAAGGAACACGUUGUGCCCGCCUCACAUGAAGUCCUCUUAUCCUGUAGAGAUGCAGACAGUGAAAAAAGAAAAGUUUGCUGAUGAGUCCUUGAGGCUGAGCCUGAUGCCAGACAAAAGAAGGAAGGUUACUACACUUUAAAGCCAACUUCUAGUUUACUUCUAUUUACUAAACUCAUUAGCAAAAGUUUAAGGAGAUCUGAGUUGGGUCUCAUUUUGUUUGUUGACAAACCUUUCACUAAGUAUCAAAUUUAUAAGAUUAUUAUGGUUUCAAACCCUAAUAUUUUUGUUUUUGUUUAAAUUUAUUAUUAUUUUUUUGGGGGGUCAUCAUCAUGUGUUAAAAAGCAGAUUGAAUCCACUAGACAAGAGUUGAAACAUAUUUGAAUCUUGUAGAAUUUAAAGUUGUGAGUUAUUAUUAAAAUUAUUUGUGGUUUAUUUGGUUUUAUUUCAAAGGCAAGUCCAGCCAGGUCGUCAAGUUCAAGAACUCAUACAGCAUCAUCAAAUUAUUCUCAACAAAUAACAGAUAAAAAUGUUGCCACUAAAAGAAAAUCAUCCUCCAAAGACUCAAGUGAUGAAAAGUUUGAGGAAAGUCCUCCUAAACAGGUAAUGUUGAUUUGAGUGUGCUUUAUUGAAUCAAAUGAACAGUUUGUGUUUCAUCAUCAGCUGUCAGAACUUGAGGUUCUGUGUUUUUAAUUCCAAAUAAAAUGUAUUUUGUCUAAGGAACAUGAUAGGUAUUUUAAAUAACCUGGUAUUGUCAGAGCAGGCUGCAUGACGGAAAUGGGUCUUGAUAAAACAAAUAUAUUAAACCCUUGUGAGUGUUCUGGUGGGGUGUGGGUCAUAAAAGGUUGGGAACCUUCUGGACAAAUGGUUUAUGCUUCAGACUGUUUUGACUAUUUUGUUAUCAGUGAGAGUCGAAUUAGACAACUAGUGGCUUAAAAAGAUGUUCAGUUAUUUAUCUGAUGGCCAGUGUAUUUGUUUCAGACAAAAUCUGAAGUUUCCCCCAGUGAAGCUGAACAAAUCAUUUACUAUCCAGUGGUACACCAAAGUUUACUAUUCAAUAUUUUAAAUCCAUGUAGCCACCCUCUGUAGUAGCUGACCUCUGUAGAUUAUAUCUUCUUAUUUGGGCUACAGCCAUGUUUUUCUAUCAUGUUAUUGCUUGCUAGCUGGUAGCAUUCAUCAGUAGUGUUACUCCUCUCUUGUCGAUAACAUCUGGUCCUUGAAAUUGUAGCUGGUCAUUAUUUAACAACUCAUAGUAGCUUAUUUUCUUCACGUACAGGUUCUAUUAUCGUAAUGUAGAUAAAACAAAAAACGUAUGUGUCUCCCUAGAUAUGAAUGUUUAUCAAAUUUUACUCUGCUUCCUUUUUUGUAAACACAAUCUUACAUUUAGUAUGUCUGGUCUAGAAAAGUAUUCACAAUAGUUUAUUUGAAUGAUUUCAUGGAUUAUUUAGCUUUUGUAGUCAUUUAUUAUCCAGGUUUUUUUUAAAGCUAAGCUUUUUUUAAAGUUGCCAUGCUUGUAAAAAGUUAAUGAAGAGCUUGUAUCUGUGUGCUCAUUAUUGCUUAUCAAUUUACAGUUUUGUUUUUUUAUGUUGUAAAUAUGUUAACUGGAUAUUAAAUUGUUUUAUUUAUAUUUAACUACAUUUUACAUUACUCCAAGGAGCAAAUUCAGUUAUAAAAAGUCUGAUGGAAAAUACAAAAAAAAUGUAAUACAAUGUAAUUAAUAUCUAUGGGGUGGAAAGAACUAUAGAGUGAAAUGUCUUGAAAGUACUCUUUGUAUUAUUUUAUAAUUUGAGCAGAUAUUAAAAUGCCUUAAUCUUUCUCUUUAACAACUUUUUUUUUGACACAUUGAUAAUGAAAAUCAAAUUAUUAAUUUAAAAAAAAAUUUAAAAUUUGAGCACCACAUUAUUUCCAUUGAUAUAAAAAUGAGUCUAAUAAACUAUUCGACUUUGUCAUUUCAUAACCUCUUAAUAACAUUCAUCAAACAAUGACCUGUUGAUCAUUUUGUUUAGAUGUUGAAAUCUGAUACAUAUCCCUGUUCACUCCCACAUUUGUAGCUUCGCACAGCCCCAGCCUAUCAGCGGCCAGGACCACCCACUCCUGGCAAACAACCCCGGAGGAUAUCUGGGAUGUUCACCCCAUCACACGGUGCCUCGCCUGCUUGGAGCGGAAAGGUCAAAGCUUUAGGCUCUCCGAUAGCACGCCCCAACCCACGAUUUACCCCUAAGAAAAGAACACCCCGAAGAUCCCCUCGGUUCAACAUCAACCCGGUUGGCGUGAGUGAAAAUGAUCAUGACGUAAGAUUUCUGACCCGUGUCUUUUGUUAUUUUAGUUUUAUUGUAAUUUAAACUUAGUUAACUCUGUUAGUGCCAGGUUGUGCCGUUAGUCUAAAUUUGUGCUGUUAAUGCAAUGUAGUCAUCUCUUCAAAUUCUACCUUUAAAAUGACAAUUCACAGAUGUUUUUAAAGAUAAAUGUCAGUUAUAAUUUUCAUACUUAGCUAAGAUGAUACAUUUUUUUGUUAAUUUUCAGCGUCGUGAGAGUGUUGCUUUCCAAAUAGGCUUUUCACCACGGACAUCUAAAGGCCCUAAAAAGAUUAAGAAAGGGUUCUUUGGCUCCAAGAGCAAAUGCAGUACCAAAUCAGAAGUGCCAGAUCAGAAGUCAAAGUCUGAGCAGCAG